Molecule: messenger RNA, 397 nt
Organism: Prorocentrum cordatum
Lineage: Eukaryota; Dinophyceae; Prorocentrales; Prorocentraceae
Source: the annotation of a GenBank genome assembly
AUGAAGGUGCUGUGCGUGGCACUCAACCAGUACCAGGGGAGACGCAUCGUAGCGAUGCAUGAUUCAGCAGUCGACGUGGGGCACCCCCGCUGCGGCCUCGCUGCCGGCUGUGGUUUCGCGACCUUUGCGGUGCAAGUCUAUACUUUAGAGCCUCUUGACAACUGGUCCGCCAGCAAUAAACAGCUUGCCUUUUCGAUUUUCAUCGAUGACCUCUUGCAAGGGAUCACCAGACCCACCCUAGGCGAGGUUGUAAGCCACCUGGUGAAAGGCGUGGCUGAUUUGCAUGUGGUCAUCAGGACCGAGCUCAAAUAUACGAUUGCCGUCGCCAAGUCCGCAACCAUUGCCAACCAUGCAGGUCUGAAGGCGCGGCUCGCCAAGGCACCGGGCAGACACGCUG